This is a messenger RNA of Kazachstania africana CBS 2517, 369 nucleotides long. RefSeq names its product DNA-directed RNA polymerase II core subunit RPB9 (gene RPB9). The transcript has a single exon. Gene Ontology annotation, biological process: transcription initiation at RNA polymerase II promoter; DNA-templated transcription; maintenance of transcriptional fidelity during transcription elongation by RNA polymerase II. Gene Ontology annotation, cellular component: RNA polymerase II, core complex. Bases 1 to 369 code for a protein of 122 amino acids. NCBI's taxonomy places the organism in Eukaryota, Fungi, Ascomycota, Saccharomycetes, Saccharomycetales, Saccharomycetaceae. Gene Ontology annotation, molecular function: DNA-directed RNA polymerase activity; nucleic acid binding; zinc ion binding. The record is from RefSeq and is a predicted model, not a curated record.
AUGACAACAUUUAGAUUCUGUCGAGAUUGUAAUAAUAUGUUAUAUCCACGUGAAGACAAGGAGAUUGGUAGGCUACUUUUUGAGUGUAGAACAUGCUCAUAUGUGGAAGAAGCCGGUAGUCCAUUAGUUUAUAGACAUGAACUGAUAACAAAUAUUGGUGAAACUGCCGGUGUUGUGCAGGAUAUUGGGUCUGAUCCAACGCUACCGAGGUCUGAUAGAGAGUGUCCCAAAUGUCAUGCCCAUGAAAAUGUGUUUUUCCAAUCACAACAAAGAAGAAAAGAUACUUCCAUGGUACUUUUCUUCGUGUGUUUAAGUUGUUCACACAUUUUCACAUCAGAUCAGAAGAAUAAGAGAACUCAGUUUGAAUAG